Microdochium trichocladiopsis is the source of this 900-nucleotide messenger RNA. RefSeq lists its product as uncharacterized. Lineage: Eukaryota; Fungi; Ascomycota; Sordariomycetes; Xylariales; Microdochiaceae. The transcript has 2 exons. The record is from RefSeq and is a predicted model, not a curated record. The coding region runs from base 1 to 900 and encodes 299 amino acids.
AUGGAUCUCCCGCAGGACAAGUUCGCUCCAACAUAUGAUGAGCUACCCGAAGUCUUCAAUCCGUCAUCAGCGCCAGGAGCCACCUCGGAUCAUGGCUACAGCAGUAACCUCGCCUAUUCUCACAACUUCCACGCACCGGGCGGGCCAGCAGAGAAGAUUCCCGCCUUCGACACUGCUGACAAAGAAGUCGUGCACUGGCCGGCCGAUAACGGCUCGCCAGCCACGACGGCAGUUCACAACGCGACCGAGAGCAGCGCCACGGCAGAACUCGGUUCAUCUCACAAGGACAAAGGAUCAGGACGCGGCGAUGAUGACACUGAGCUUGCGGGCGGGGGCGAUACGACAAGGAAGCCGAAGCUUAUUUGCGGAUUCCCAGCGAAGAUGUUCUGGCUCGUCAUCGUGGUCGCCGUGCUGGUGGUGGCUGCGGCUGUGGGCGGAGGCGUCGGUGGAGGGAUCGCGGCUGGCAAGGGCAAGUCUGGCGAUUCUGACACUGCUGUUGGUGGCGAGAUGACCCCGACUUCGUCUCCAACAACUCUGUCCAGUUCAGCAUCAUCCUCAUCGCCCUCAACGUCCUCCGCAGACCCUUCCACAACACCAGUGACCCCGAGUCCCAACAGAUACUUCGCCUUUCAAGCUUUCGAACAAGCCAACUUCACAGGCGCCUCCACUUCCGUCAUCAAGGUCGAGGGCGCCCUGGGCUUGCCCUUCAACAGCUCGAGCUACAUCUGGCAGCGCAAUGGGACGGCAUGCUGCACGACGUUCUGCAUCGGCAAAAGCUGGGUGGGCUGGUGGUGCCAGGACAAGACGCAGCCCGAGGCGUCGAGGAAGUUUGACAACAUCGAGAUUGGAUGUUCAGGGGCGGAGAGCGAGGAGUACUCAAUGGCGAAAUGCGCGACCUAG